GUCACUUAAAAACUUACACAUUUUCAUGAUGUUAAAUCAACCGAAAAACUUUCAAAUAUCAUAUUCGACAAAAUUCUUUUUCUUCUUUCUUUGAAGUUAAGAACAUUCGGCAUUUUUUUAAGAAGCGUUACAUUUCCCUGUUUAAAAACAAAGUAUUAUUCGCUUGUUCCUCAUUGUGGUAACAGCACUUACAGAGGAAACACAAAAAGAAACCGUUUCCUUGUAUCUACAAAACUAAGAAAUCGCGGAUGAGAUAUAGCUAUAUAAAUUGAAUACUAUUUAAUUUAUUCUAUAAUUAUUAGUAAUGGGAUAAGAUUACACUGUUUAAAAAAACCGGUACACGAGAGUUAAAAAUAUAUAUUCAAGAGAAUAAAUAAUGUUAGUUGUUUGUCUGUGGUGUUUAUUAAAAAAAGAUGAUAGGUUGAUACGGAGCCCAACAGAGCCCAUGUUGACGAAAAAAUACAUCAUGUAUAGUUUUAUAUAUUAGGACACAACUAAACGGACAAUAUUACAUCUUUCUUAAAAAAACUUUGUUUGUUUUUUAUUUACUUGUAUAUUUGUUUAUUUGUAUAUUUUAACCUUUUUGUAAUAACAACAGUAAUUUUUUAUAUUUUCUAGAUAACAACAAAAAGUGAUUACAUUGAUUCGACACAUCGACGACUUCUAAUUGUUCACAGGAUUAGCGUGCUCAACAAAACUUAAAAACAAACACUGCUUUUACACAUUAGUUGAAGUCUUGUGGAGACGAAAGACACACUCUCCUGCUACCAUUUCUUAUUAUAACAGUCUAGUUUAAAAGUUGAAAGUGUACAUUGGGAAAAAUUAACAAUUUUUUUGUUAGUGAAAUUUGGUGUUGUAGCAAGCGCUUGGGUAAAAAAGUGACAACUCUAAGUAAUAGUUAUUUUACCUAAACAACAGGAUGCCACGCCCAAGAAAAAGCACAUAUGGAGACGAUAAACCUCCAUACAGUUACGUUGCAUUGUGCGCCAUGGCUAUCCACAGUUCGCCAGUCAAGAUGAUGACUUUAAGUCAAAUAUAUAAAUUUAUCAUGGAUAAUUUCCCAUUCUAUCGAAAAAACAGUACACGCUGGCAAAAUUCUUUACGACAUAAUCUAUCGUUUAAUGAUUGUUUCGUAAAAGUAUCGAAAACCUCGGAGCACGGUGGAAAAGGAAAUUACUGGACAUUGCAUGCUGAUUGCGAGAAGAUGUUUCAAGAUGGUAGCUUUCUGAGAAGAAAACGACGAUUUUUAUCCAAAGAGGACGAAAAGGACUUCGAUAAGAAUGCAUUUGAGGAGAAAAGUUGUAACUGGACACGCGAAACUAAUUCCAGAUUCUUGUUCCCGACAACAUAUUUUCCACAAACAUUGAAACAAAAAGAAACUUUCACGGACAAACCAAACAAUUCUACCUUUCAUAAAAAAGAACUGUCUCCCCCGAAAACAAAAUCAUUCAAUAUUGUUGAUAUUUUAGACAAUAAAUCUGAAGACAUUCCCCCACCUAAAAAAGUUAGUCCGUAUCAACACGUUUCAUUCUCAAAUUUCCCAUGCAAUCAAUAUCACCAAACCAUGCGUUCACCCGUACGAAGUAUCCCAUAUCACACAUACUCUGAAACAUACGAACGAGCACGCAUGAGUAGCUACGAAUGGCAAUCGUCUUACGAACAAAGAAACGCGACUAAAUGCUCAUGUUGUGCUCAUCAAACAAGAAACACACCUGUGCGAUAUAUGAGUAAAAUAUUUGACGAAAGAACACCUGUCCUCCCUCUCGCCCCUGUUGCAAGAUACAGCGAUAGUUAUCGACACGUUGUAACGGCGCACAAAUACACUCCUUAUUGCCCGUGUUAAAAAUGGCUGAAAUUUUGAAAAUAAUCUUUUGUUUUGUAUGUAUAUGGAAUAUGACAAACAAUAAUUUUUUUUUACAAAAAAGUACAUUCGUUCUUAAAAUGAAACAACAUUUUAUCACUUUCUCCUUUGAAAUUGAAACAAAAACAUUGUUUAUCUCGUGAUUUAAAAAACAAAAUUUCACUAUAUCGUCAUUAAGUUCUAUUAUAAGUAUAUAAUAAAAUAUUUUUGUUCGGUUGUAUUCACAAAUAAUUACGUCAUUAUUAAAUCACUUAUUGUAUAAUAGCUGCUAAAUAUAUUUAUUUAUCUCUGUUGUAUAUUAUUUGUGUUUCAGUUUGCAGACAUGCAUCCCUUUGGAGCGAUAAAUAGAUAAAUAAAACAAAAAGCUUUCUGUCGAUUUCUUAUUACGGAGUUUGUACUUCUGAAAUUCACCAGAAGAAUUUGCACAAACUUAAUUUUAACAAGAAUUUUUCA
Molecule: messenger RNA, 2314 nt
Organism: Hydractinia symbiolongicarpus
Lineage: Eukaryota; Metazoa; Cnidaria; Hydrozoa; Anthoathecata; Hydractiniidae
Product: defective pharyngeal development protein 4-like
Exons: 1
Coding region: 920-1843 (307 amino acids)
Biological process (GO): cell differentiation; regulation of transcription by RNA polymerase II; anatomical structure morphogenesis
Molecular function (GO): DNA-binding transcription factor activity, RNA polymerase II-specific; RNA polymerase II cis-regulatory region sequence-specific DNA binding
Source: RefSeq, a predicted model, not a curated record